This is a messenger RNA of Pseudomyrmex gracilis, 7796 nucleotides long. RefSeq lists its product as uncharacterized. The transcript is spliced from 8 exons. Gene Ontology annotation, molecular function: protein dimerization activity. The record is from RefSeq and is a predicted model, not a curated record. The coding region runs from base 263 to 7159 and encodes 2298 amino acids. Lineage: Eukaryota; Metazoa; Arthropoda; Insecta; Hymenoptera; Formicidae.
AUUGGUAUAGUUUUUGUGAGCUAUGCUCGUGUUGGUUGUGACAGGUUUUUUGCUGCAUAAAAUCGGAUCUCUCGAUACAGAGAGAUGUAUUAUUCUACUUAUCAGCUGAGUUAGCUGUGAAAAAUGGUAGAUUGAAGUACAGCGAGGUAUACGAAGGGAGUUUUUCAGAAUUCUCGCAAUUGUUUUAAACGUAAGAGUAUGUAGCACCCCAGCGUUUUCCGCAGCACGCUAUUUCCACAAAACGAUGUCAAGCGGAUAAAUUAUGCCACGAAAAGAGAACACCAAAGCGAAAACAUGGGAGCGAGACAGAAGAAAACGCAUGAACACAUAUUUCAAAACGCUCGCAGAUCUUCUUCCGCCGCAUCAGGAGGGUCGCAAACGCAACAAGGUCGACAUUCUGAUUCAUGCCUCCAAGCACAUAAAAGACCUCCAUAAUCGUACCGAAGAAUUAUUGUCUGUUCAUGCCUCUGAAGCAUACAAAGAAGAAUUGUCUCGUCUGAACAAGCUAGUUACUUUGCUGAUGUCUCGUACCGAGUUACUGUCCACACUUCUAAAGGAGGCAGGAAUUUCCGUACCAUCUGAGCCAGCUUUGGAAAAGAUAUCUCCCUUGAAAUGGUCAAAUAAAUUUAAUAUCGACGAUGUAGACAAAUAUUUUGAUAAGGCUGAAGAAAAGAAAACUGUAGAAAAGAGGAAGAAGGAAAAAUCUGUGGAAAAUAAAGUGCCUUCUAAGAAAAAAUUAGUGAUACUGUCGGCUGCAAAACGGUCUGAGGAUACUGAUGUCACUGAAAAUCUUUGUAAUUUGAUAGAAAAUCAAGAGAAUAGAGUAAAUUGUGCCAAUAGGGAGAAUUAUCAUUCUGAUAAUGCAAAUAAUUUAACAGAUGCUAAUUCAAAGGAAACUGAACAUUGUCAAAAUGAUUCUGCCAACGAUGUGGCCGCGAUAUGUACCUCAAGUGUAAAAAAGAAAACCGCGAACAAGAAGACCGAGUCUCGAAAAAUAAAAAAGAAGUCCAAGCGUAAGGAUGAGAAACACGCGGCAGCGUCGCCUGUGGCCAAUACGGUAACCAAUCUAGCUUCGAACACCCUCAUUCUGUCCGGUGGUAAAUUGAUGCCUCUGAUGACUCCGAUGACGUCGAAUAUUAUCGUGAACACGCCCCAAACACCGGCGAACUCAAUAAUUCUCGGUAACACGCAACAGAGUCAAAUGAUCGUGAUGCAACCUGUGGCGAAUCGCGUUCAAAAUUCCGUCGUCUCCAUUGCGCUGUCGAAUCACGCUCUGAUCAACACCGUGCAGAAAGUCACUUUGAACACCGUGCCAAGUAUUCACGCGAAUAUGAUCGUCGAUUCGCGUAGUUGGGCGACCAACGUAAAGAACAUAAUCAACGCUACGAAAAUCGGCGGGCACAAGAGCAUCCUGCCGAAAGGUAAGGAAAUCACAAAAACGACAAUGACUUACAAAGUUCCUAUUCCGGCGAUACACAAGGACAAGCCCAAAGAUGGCGCGAGCAAGAAGGAAACGGAGGUCAAAACAAAGAUUAGCAAAAACAACUCGAAAAAUUGCAAGAGCGGUCAGACCGUGUCGGAAACAACCGAGGAGAGCGUCGAGAAGAAGUCGCCGAAAGAGACGAACGUCAAGACUCAGGAGGAUGCGAACACUUCGCGGAAAGGCACGUUCAAACGCGGCCUAUCCGCGGAAUCCGUGGACGAACCCGAAGCUAAGAAGCGGAAAGACGCGAACGGCGAACCCGCAAAAUCUGGACAAUCGACGGCUUUGAAAGCGACGGAGUUCACCGCCACGUGCAAAUCCAUCGAAAGUUUGAAACACGUUAUAGAAAAAAUCGGGGAAAACAUUCAGGAUGAGCACGCGAGUGGUGAGAAGAGCACCGCUGCCGCGAGCAGCGUUGUUCCACAAGUCAGUGACGAUGCGAAACGCGAAGAAACGUCCAAAACGAAAGAAGUAACGAAGAUAGCGGACACAAACUGCUUCGGAAUGAACAAAAAAUCGCCGGACGUCGCCGAUCGGUCAUCCGACGAUUUUAACAUGUCGAUAGACGGUGUAACGGAGAAGAAUGCCGAAAACGUAGAGGCCGCGAGCGCAAAAUCAAACAUCGAAACAGCGGAGAAAGUCGAUCCCGAAGAAUCGAAACAAGCAUGCAACCUGGACACUCGUUUCGACAAUCUUCUGGAUGUAGCGCCCGCCAAAGAACACCAACAACUCAGCGACGCGUUGAGCAACGCUGAGAGCAAUAAGAUUAUCUUAAAUUUAGAUACGAACACCACAACAACGAUGAAAUCUGACGGAUCUGGAGAUUCAAAUGUUGUCGAUACUUCAACAACAAUGCCUGCGUCAUCUUCGUCGUCCAAUAUAGUCACUGAUGAAAUCAAGGCAACGAAAAGUUCCAAGGAUGAAAUAUCCAAAUCUUUGUCAUACACCAGCGAGAACACAUUUGUGCCGAUUGGUAACAGAACAGACGGAUUACAUUCGGAUCUGUCUAACGAUAUAUUCGCUUCUCUGCAAGUUCCUUCCAGUUCGCAUAAUUCGGAAUCUAUAUCGCCCACGGCGGCGUUCCUGAUGGCUUUCCCGCUGGUGUCGUCUCUCAACGGCAAGAGCGAGGUUCUGGACGAGGAGAUGAAAGAAGACUUCAAGUACCACAGUCACACACCGCCGAUGUUAUUGCAGAUUGGCACCAUAGAACCAAACAGCUUCAAGAUCAAAACCUCCUCGUCCUCCGACGCGAUCAUGGAGAAGCGGUUGAAGACCUACGAGGAGAAGCAAGUUGCGCCGGCGAGUGUGAACGCGAACACUGACAUAAUCGUUUCCGUAGAGUGUGUUCCCACGACGAAAUCCUUGCCGAAAGUGGUGAACGAAGAAACGCUGCGGGAACCGUACAAGAUAGUUCAGGCUGUUCUGCCGCCGAGUUUGGAGAAAGCGACUAGCAGUGCGUUUUCUUCUCACAAUUCGGUCAAUUUUUCUGUUAACUCCUCGUGUAUCGUCGGCAACUCUUCGAGUGCGACUACAACGACGAGUGCGCUGAACAGCGCCAACGUUAUCGUGUCUCAGGCACCGAUCAAUAUAUCCACAGAUAAGAGUAACAUUACUGAUUGCACGUCCCAGACAACGACAAAUCGCAACAACUCCAACGUGGCAUAUUCCGGCACGCAGGACUUUCUGCCGCAUUAUACAACGGUAGUGGGAAAUAGUCUCAGCACGCAGCAACACACACCGAGCACGUCCAUAUUCAAGACAACUGCCAUCGCGACGACGCCAAAUACAAAUCCUACGGGUGUUACGCGCAUCGAAAACACCAACGAUUCCCAAAAUCUGCUGAGCACUCGCCUGGAUAACGCGACAGUGAGUACGAAUUCAUCCUCCGUGUCUCUGCAAUCUUUGCAGGUGAAUUAUUCCGCUCAAACCAAGGACAAGAGCUCUCAGAGUUCGUCGCAGAUUAUUUAUUCGUCGCAUAACAAGAACGCGCUGAUCGAUUCUGCCGGCAUUGUUUCCGAUCACCGUGUCGAUUACGCCACUCAGAUAGACCGUGGUCUUCCGACGUCGUCACAGAGUCUGCAGAGUUAUACCGUGGCGACCAAAGAGUCUAACCUUCCUAUUCUCUCUUCGCAAAACAUGCAACAACAACCGGUGUACAAUCAGACCAAAGACAGUCACGUUCUCUUAGAUCUGAACAGUUCUCAGCAAAUGUUCGCCGUUCACAAAAAGCAGGAGCACAUCAUAGCGAGUUCUGAAGUUGCGAGCGCUACGUCGCGAAAUCAAGAUUACGCCGCGAAAGCCGACAGUCAGAAUUCUUCCGAAAACUCCUUCCAACGAAACUACUCCAAGCUGAACAAGAGCACGGAUACCUCCGACGGUUUGAAUCGGGCGAAUCAAGAGACCAAACUGGGCGGCGUGCUCGGUUCCAAGUCCCAGGACCAACAGCACGGUCAUAUACGCGAUUCGACGUACAUUCCCGCGAAGAAGCUGGACAUGGAUCCGUUUACUCAGUCGUUUCAGUACGAGGUCAAGGAAACGAUGAGCAACGCGACCGAGCAAACCGACGUUCUGAACACGAACGGCAACAACGCGCACAAUAAUUACGUCUCCUAUUCUAGCAAAGACGACAAGAAGACGAGCGCCGCCACCGUCUCCACGAAUACCAUGGACAACGGUAACAAAUCAACGGUGGUGCAACAACAAAGCAUCGUUCCCCGUUACUCGCAGCAGACGUCGUCGUUCGUCGCUACGUCCAAUUACGAGCAGAGCACAGUGACGGAGAAUCACACCAAGUCCACCACCACCGUCGCUCACAACAAGUCCAACUUCAGCAUCCUCUCGUGGACGACGGCCUCACCGGUCAACGAUACCGGCAACAACAAUCUCGUGCAGUUCGAACAGGGACAGUCGCAUUCGAACAACGACACGGCCGAGACGAAGACCAUCUGCGAGAAUUACAACUACAUAUCGUUGCACAAGGAAAAUCCGAGUUUUCCGAAUCACGUGCUAACCGGCGACAACUCUUAUCCGAGCAACUCGUCCGUGACGGCCGGGCUCGACAAAUCGCGACAGAGUAAAAUCGAGCCGCAGAAACAGCCGUUCGCCGAUCCCUCGAAAACCAGGAACGAUCCGUCGAAGCAGCAGAACAGGAUGCAACAAUCUCAGCAGGCUGGCAACGAUUACAAGUUCACCGACGGCGGUAAGAGCAAGAACAAAUACGGCAUGGAGUCGAACUCGUACAUGCAGAACGAGUACAGCGCCGUUAUAGAUCAGCAGCAACAGCCGCAGUCCCAACAACAACAACACGUACCGAAGAGUCAUCAGAAUCUGUCGUCUAAGCAGGAGAAAACGAUGUACACGGCAGUGUACGAGCCGCAGAUCAACUUCGACUUGACGGACAGUAAUGUGCAAAUGAAGUAUUCGAUCGAAGCUUACACCGGUGCGAAUUUCAAAUACACGGAAAAGAUGACGCAGCAGACCGGGAGUCAGCACAAGUACCAGACUCUUGUUCAGGGCCAGAUCUCCGCUCUGUCGCACGACAAUGGCGGUUAUAACAGUGACGUGAAACACAAUCAACAGCAGCAACAGCAGCCGUCGCAGAGCAGCAAUAAGUCCAAGAGUAAUCAGCAUCAGCAGCACGCGAUCAAGGCGCCGGUCAAUUGGAUGAUGACGCCGGAGGUCAAGCACAACGUCACCAACAUCGCCGAUAUCAUUCUACCGCCGAUCGGCAAGGAGUUGGAGUUUUGCCAGAACAAUCUGUUCCCUCAGACACCCACAUACAAUCAGAGCACGCCGAAUCAGUUCUAUAACAAUUACGACGUGACCGCCGCUCAUAGUUUCCCGAAUCUGCCGGUCCUGCAAAGCGAUCCAAAGAGAUCCGCGGAAACCUUCUAUUCCGAGGAGCAACCGUUUCCCUGGUCGCCGACGAAGAGCGGCAUGCACAACAGCGUCGAACACGUCGUCGGCCAGUCCUCGGUCAAAUGCAUCGAUCAGCAUAUCGUCCCGACGAGUUUGCAGACUCUCGUGAGCGAUCUCGAUCUGAGUAGCAAUCUGACGGACAAGCAGAACUAUCUGUUCGGCGCGACUUCGUCGUCGAGAGUCUUGCCGGAUCAAAAUAAGGACGCGUCUAUAAAGGAAAAAGAUGCGAACAGUGUGUCGGGACGGGAUCUGCACGCGAUACUGAACACGCAGAACGUUCAGCAUUCGGCUUCCAGUUUUCUAUCCGUGAGCCAGCUAGUGGAACACGAGAAGGCGGAGAAGAAUAAUCAGCAGCAAAAUCAUCAGCAACAUCAGCAUCAUCAUCACCAUCCGCAUCAGCAUCAGCACUCGCAGCAGCAGCAGCAGCAACAGCAGCAGCAGCAGCAGCAGGCUAGGAAACAUCAGAGAAAGAGCAACACAAGCCCCAGAACGACCAGCAAACGGCAAAUGGACAUUCGCAAGUCCGUGACGACCAACGAUAAUAAUCUGCAUCAGCGGCACGAGGAACAAAAAUCGUCUGGACACGUGUUCACAGAACAGAACUACCAGCAGCAGCAGCAGCAGCAACAACAACAACAACAGCAGCAGCAGCAGCAGCAGCAGCAGCAGAAAUAUCAACAAAAUAACGUUCACUGGAGAAGCAGAAACUGUAAGAGCAAUUACACCGCAGAGGCGCUAAUCGGAACCAGCGCUCACGACGCGGGAGGAAACCAAGACACAAAACACAUCAAGUUCACGACAAAUUAUUCGCAGAACAAAUUCCAGAGCGGUCUGACCGCCGCGGACGCAGCGGUGAUGCCGAUCAAUUAUUUCUCGAGCGCGCCACCACCGGACGACACCGCUACGGCUGGCUACAGUCAGUCGGUAGUAAAUCAAAACUUCAACACGUACGCGUACUCGUCUAAUUCUGCCAAUUCCAUCUAUCCAACCGGUAACUUCAUCACCAGCAUCUCAAACACUCCCAAUAGCUACAUGGCCAUGCCGCUACACGACAACACCGAUUACAUACAGGAAGCCAACAGUUUUCUACUGCCUAAUGUGGGCGGGACCAGUUCCUCGAGUGCCAGCACAACAAACACGUCCACUGCGAACACGUCGUCCACGACGGCGAAUACCAACGGGAAGAAUCAUCAGCAUUACGGGAAACAUCCGAUCUGCGACAAACGUUCGUAUUCCGCCACCGCGAAGAAAGGCAAGCGAAAGGGAACUCUCGAUAGCGGGCCGAUGCAGAAUCUGGAGUUUCCGCUGUCGGGCAUCAAUUCCCCGCUGGAGGACUAUCAUCACUCCACAUUUUUACCGCCUCCGCCGCCGCCACCUCACGGCAAUUCCCUCUAUCAGAAUCACCCUCAGACGAACGUCUACGCCAAGACUGUCAACGGUCUUCCACCGCCCCCGCCGUCGGCUAUGGCGAGUGCUCAGGGGGUAGCGGCCGGGUUUUCAAUGAACUCCAACAUGGUCCGCGGUGGAAUAGUCUCAAGCAAUCCGAUAGCGAUGCCGCAUCAUCCAUCGGGGACCAGUCUCACCAACUUCAAUCUGAGCACGAUAUUUCCCGAAAUGAACGACAAGGUCACCGGAUACAAGGCCUCGAACAGCAUACCGUCCGGCUUGUCGCAGACAUCCAAUCAGCCUGUAACCUAUGCGCAACGAACUAAUUAUCCGUCAAACUCUCUGUGUCACUUGCCGCAGGCGUGUUUAUAGAGUCCUUUAAGUCUAUACUGUUUAAUAUCGAGUACGCAAGACUAAGAAUAGCGUGCAGCAAGAAGACUGUCCUGGUAGUGAAGUCAUUUAGUCGUGUGUAUUUAAAUUGAAUUUAAAACAAGAGAAAGAAUAACUCGCUAACUCUGAAAACACACACACGUGACUCAUUAACGGGAUUGAUCUUCUGUAAGUUUUAGAUGGGCGCGCGCGACUAAAAGUCCCAUCACUUCCUAAAUAUCUCCUCUCCUACAGAAAAUAAUCCGUUACAAGAUCCACAUACCAAUCAGAGUUGCCGUUAAGUCGCAUUUUCGGACUCUGCAUCCACGGCCGAUGUUUGUGAUCCGAUCUCGUGUUCAAAACCGUCUUCUCGAGUUCAUCUUGCGAAGGUACACGCGCUACAGACACCGUCCGAACUCAAGACGAUGUUGAACACAAAAUCCGACUGUGAACACCGAUCUGAGUUCAUAAUUUGUGAUACAAUCGCCCUUUGUGUACAUAUGUAAAUAGUAUCUCUUCAUCAAAUUAAAAACCGUUGAUACAAGAAGGAUGUACACACUUGUAUCUUAUACCAUCGCGACGUAUUUGUUUAAUUAAAAAACAUUGCAAACUCUCGCUUGUUAUCGAAUCGAGAUCAACG